Toxoplasma gondii ME49 is the source of this 291-nucleotide messenger RNA. RefSeq lists its product as hypothetical. NCBI's taxonomy places the organism in Eukaryota, Apicomplexa, Conoidasida, Eucoccidiorida, Sarcocystidae. The coding region runs from base 1 to 291 and encodes 96 amino acids. The record is from RefSeq and is a predicted model, not a curated record. The transcript is spliced from 2 exons.
AUGAAUGUAGUGUCGUCUCAGACCUCGUUUGCCCUCCACCUGACGCGGAUAGCAUCUGUGUCGGCAAAUGUGGGUCAGCCCGGAGGCUGCCACCGUGACCUGUGCGGACGGCGACUGGGUGUCACCGCGGGUGCACUACUUCGUCUAGUCAUGAUCCGCAUUUUGUUGUUGAUCAGUAACAAGACCUGUCGAGAAGUUAGGUACAAUGCUUUGGAUAGUCUGCUUCGCAGAACUUUGACUGGUUGUUUCGCAUCUCCAGUUCCUGCUUCAGUACAUAGUUUCUAUGUGUAA